UUUAUACGGCAACCUGAUGAAGUUCUUACCAGAUGGAUGUUUUUCUGCCUUGACAAAGCUGCAAUUUCUGGCUCUCAACAACAAUCUUAUCAGUAUCAUCUCCAAGGAUACUUUUGCACAGGAGACUCGUGAUAGAUUUAAGAAAAGAAAUUGGACAAUACAGUCUCUUCCCUUCACAACACAAAGGCUGCAGAUUCGGUAUUGACAUGUAGGCUACAGAAAAUAGUCCUCAGUGGAAACCCGUUCUACUGUUCCUGUGAUAUCGCAAUUGUUGUGUUCAGGAGCGUGUCCUCAAUUUAAAUAAUACCGUCGCUGGUGUCAAAGUUCCUGGCACUUUUCUGUUUGGGGAAUUUUUUUAAUUUGACAAAGGUUCAGGUGAGGAAUGGAGCUGAGAUUCAAAGUCACCGAGCUGUGCAGAUGAGUGUGGAAGAUUCCCAGGGGAAACUAUCAUCACGUCUGAAGGGCUGCAGCGAUGGCCAGGAGGGUGACGCACAAAACACAGAGACCAAGAAUCCUGUUACUGAUAUUCACCCUGCAGUCUGCCCUCAUCUGUCUCGCGCAAGAUCGCAAUCACUGCUGGACAGAGAAGCACGACGCAGGUUCCAUAACUUACUCCUGCUUUGGCGAGGGCUUUUGCUUUUGCAGCAACACCACUGCCGACUGUUCAUCGCAUCAUGGCCUCCUGACCUACGUGCCUCGUCUUCCUAUCGAAGUCCAGGUCCUCAACUUCUCCAACAACAACCUGUCUUUUAUACCUAACGAUUUUUUUUUCAACGUGUCGCAAGUAAGGUUGCUGGAUCUCUCCAACAACGGCUUAAUUUCUGUAUCGUCUAGAGCUUUUCGGGGACUACAUCAUUUGACUACUCUCUUUCUAAACGGUAACCAUUUAAAUCGUCAAGCACUGGGCCAUGUUUUCCGAAUUCAGUCCUUGUCGAGGCUGGAAAUACUGUGCAGUGGCUUAAGUCAGGCAGACUUAAACAUCUUUUCUAGGAGCACUCUGAGGGAGCUGGACGUGUUGAACGUUAGUCUAAACAAUAUUGGUUCCUUUUAUAUGGGAAAUCUGCAGCCUUUGAACAGUCUGCACAUGUUCAUUGCUCAGGCAAACCAACUGUACAACCUCACUACCUCACGACUGGAGAACCUGAGGUUUCUAGACCUGCAGUACAAUCGUCUCUUUGACUUCCCGAAGUCAUGCGAUCCGGACACUGGAGAAUCCCUUUUCCCCAACCUCGAGCAACUUCUGCUGGAUUUCAACAUGAUUUCUUCGAUCACGGAUCCUGUUUGUUUCCCUAAGUUGUAUGUUUUGACCCUCGAGUUUAACAGAUUCCAAAUGUUUGAAAGUAACACAUUUGGAAUCUUACGAUUUCCAAGUUUAGAAAAACUUGAACUGACUCAAAUGGAAGACAAAAUAUUACGAAUCGACAAGUUCACCUUUAAUAAUUCACAGCUGCUGUAUCUGGGACUCGCCUUGAAUUACAUCGAUCUCUCGUCUCCAAGAGUUCUUCAUGAAGACGCUUUUGGUGGAAGUACCGGCAUCACAAUAUUCUAUUUCGAUCAUUGCGUAUUCAAAACAGUGUCGAUCGAAAGGUUCCACAGACUUUUCGAACCGUUCAGAUCGAUAAAAAGUUUGUAUCUUGGAGACUGCGGAAUUGAGAGCAUCAGUCCCGACACCUUUGCGCCUUUUAAGAGUCUGGAGUUCUUGUAUUUAUACGGCAACCUGAUCAGAUUCUUACCAGAUGGAUGUUUUUCGGCCUUGACAAAGCUGAAAGUUCUGGUUCUCAACAACAAUCUCAUCAGUGUUAUCUCAAAGGACACUUUUACACAGGAGACUCUUGGCAGGCUACAGAAAAUAUACCUCGGUGGAAACCCGUUCUAUUGUUCCUGUGAUAUCCGUUGGUUUCAAGAGUGGAUGAGUUCGCAUCCUAACCAGUUUUGCAACUAUAAGCAAGAUGGAUAUAUGUGUGACAACAUCCUAAAUACUCCUGUACGGGUUUUCCAGAUAAACGAUCAGGCCUGUCUCUUAGGUCAAGCAGCAGCAACUUUCACCGUUGCUGUCAUCAUCAUCGUGCUCGUCGUGUUCAUCAUCUCCAUAGUCUUCUUCCGUUUCCGAUGGCAUCUCCGCUUGGUGAUGUACGAGUGGUUUCAUCAUAGAGGUCCACAGGAGGGACAACUCCGUCACUUCACUAACGACGUCUUCGUAGGCUACGCUGAGGAGGACAGGAAGUGGGUGAUGCAGGAGUUACUGCCCGUCCUGGAGGGUCAAUGGAGCCUUCGCGCAUGCGUGCACGAGCGCGACUUCAUUCCCGGCAAGCACAUCGUGGACAACAUCGCUGACUGCGUGCACGACAGUCGCAAGAUUCUGAUGGUUUUCUCUCCUGACUAUGCUCGCAGCGAAUGGUGUCAGUUCGAGCUGAAGUACUGUCAGUGCUGUGUGAUGGACCGUGACGAGGUGUUGGUGCUGGUGUUACUGCACGAGACGGAGUCACGUGACAUGACCAGUGCCAUGUUUGCAGUGAUGAAGACGACGACGUACAUUGAGUGGGCGGACACCGUUGACGCUCGUGACUCCUUUUGGGGUCGACUGUCUCGGGCAUUGAACUGCGUCAUCAGCUCUCAGAGAUCUAUCAGUUCUAUCUGAUUGGUCCGAGUUAUAAACAGAUGAUGAUGAUGAUGAUGAUGAUGAUGAUGAUGAUGAUAAUAAAGUGAGAAUUUAUAAAGCACAAAAUCUUAGCCAAAGGCGGACUCAUUUCUCUGAAAAAGGUCAAUAAAUUAUCCCAAUUUAUGUUUAUCCAUGGAGGUUUAUUCUUUUGCUUACAAAAGUCUUUAGUGGGAAAAUUGACCACUAUGACUGAUUU
This is a messenger RNA of Pomacea canaliculata, 2855 nucleotides long. RefSeq names its product toll-like receptor 2. The coding region runs from base 473 to 2638 and encodes 721 amino acids. The transcript is spliced from 4 exons. Gene Ontology annotation, cellular component: membrane. The record is from RefSeq and is a predicted model, not a curated record. Gene Ontology annotation, biological process: toll-like receptor signaling pathway; immune response. NCBI's taxonomy places the organism in Eukaryota, Metazoa, Mollusca, Gastropoda, Architaenioglossa, Ampullariidae. Gene Ontology annotation, molecular function: transmembrane signaling receptor activity; protein binding.